AAUCAACAACCAAAAAAUAAAAAAUGGAAAAGUGGAUUCACAAAGUUGCCGUAAUCACAGGUGCGAGUACUUCCAUUGGACAACAAAUUAUUAAAGAUCUGGCAUUUUCGGGACUAACCGUUAUCGGAAUCACACGCAAAAAACACGUGAUAGACGCCAUUGCUAACAGACACAAAUCCCGCGGGAAAAUUCAUGCGCUCGAGUGUGACAUUGCCGACCGCGAUGCUAUUAAAUCCGCAUUUAAUUCAAUUGAAAAGGAAUUUGGGCGACUGGAUGUCAUGAUAAACAAUGCCGAGCACGGGACCCGGAGGAACGAGGAAUUGAUGAUGAAUUUUGCAUUAACGGGCGUAAUUUGGUGUACGAGUGAGGCGUUCAAACUCAUGGAAAAGGGGAAGGAAUGUGGAUACAUAAUAAAUGUGAAUGGCUUAGCAAAAAAGUGUGCUGUGAAAAAUCACACGGAGACCGUUAGACUGGAUUUAGCAAAUGCCAGAAAUCGACUUAUAAGGGUGACGAGUCUUUGUCCUGAAUGUAUCGACGAAAAAGUGUCCACAGAUCAGAAAUUAAGUCCAAAAGACGUUUCCAAUACAAUUUUAUAUCUUCUUAGCACUCCCCAACAAAUAAAUAUUACAGAAUUGACGAUUAAAUCAACGGGGCUUCCCUUGUAACAAAGCAAAAAUAAAAUUUAAAAAUAAUAAUUAAAAAAAUGCAAGCGAUUAUCGAUUUUACGAUGGAUUAUGAGCGGAUUCUGAUGUAAUUCCAUCCGACAAAGGUCUUUCCAUACCACACACACGAACGAAUUAUGGUCAUCAACUUAUGUCACUUAAUUUUUAUUCGGAAGCCCUUCAAGUUACCCUCCAACGUCGUCAUUGUUACAUGACGUAAAGUCUCCGAGGAAUGCGUUGAGUAACUAAUAACCGUAACAUUGAAGGCUCGUGUUACCCAUUUCAUCUAAAGUGCAUCUAAAUAUUUGAAACUUUCUCUCUCUCGCGACUUGCAUUAAAAAAACAAAAAUUCAGACAGACAAAAAAAAACAUCUGUGUCAGUAAUUAUUAGUGAUGGUCAGCAACAGUGACAGUUAAACGAUUAAGGUAAUAAUUGAGUUAUUUAUCAAUUACAUGUUUGUCUUUUGCUCUUUAAAAAAAUUAAAACCGGUAAUUAUGCGUCGACGUUCGAUGUCAAGUCGAGCAAAAAAAGUUGUGGAGAGUAGAGGAGGAGGAAUGAAAAAAUAUUUGACAGUUUUGUAAGAUGUUUAUAAAAUAAGAAAAGUAGUAAUAAAUGUUGGCGCCAAUGAAACAGAUAAACACUUCUUGCUGUGAUGCAUUAAAAUGCGAUUAAUGUUUGUUGAGAUUAAAUUUACAAGGAAUUUAGUGAUAGUGGAUCAAAAAACAUUAUUUUGACAAACUUUCAAGACACAAUUUUUUUGACACAAAAAUUACAAAUUUCACCAAGUAAUAACAGAAUGCAAUAAAAAUUCGCAAACUAAGUCGAUAAAAAAAAUAAAAAUUUGAAAAAAAAAAUCAGGGCAAUAC
This is a messenger RNA of Culicoides brevitarsis, 1529 nucleotides long. RefSeq names its product farnesol dehydrogenase-like. The record is from RefSeq and is a predicted model, not a curated record. Lineage: Eukaryota; Metazoa; Arthropoda; Insecta; Diptera; Ceratopogonidae. The transcript is spliced from 3 exons. The coding region runs from base 24 to 665 and encodes 213 amino acids.